Molecule: messenger RNA, 585 nt
Organism: Neoarthrinium moseri
Lineage: Eukaryota; Fungi; Ascomycota; Sordariomycetes; Amphisphaeriales; Apiosporaceae
Exons: 2
Coding region: 1-585 (194 amino acids)
Source: RefSeq, a predicted model, not a curated record
AUGGUUGAACUCGCGCCUUACCCCACGCCCUUAGGCAUCUUCGCACCUUUCUUUGCUCGCAAAUCUGAAACCCUGGUCAUCAAGGAGAAGGUUCUCUCCUUAUCGGGUGACAGCUUCGACAUCAAAACGGUCGAUGGCCGGCCCAUCUUCCAAGUGAAAGGUUCGGCGUGGUCGUUGUCAGGCCGCAAGAUGGUAUGUGACAUGGGAGGAAACCAUCUAUUCACUAUCCGCAAGAAGCACCUUGCUAUCCACUCGACUUACUAUGCCGAGGAUCCCAACGGGAACCAGUUCUUUGACGUCACCUCCAAGUUCAGCAUUGGCUCCUCAAAAGCUUAUGGCAACUUCGUGUCCGCCACCGGGAAACAAGAGAGACUUUUUAUGAAGGGAGACUUCUUCGACAGGUCCGCGGACAUCACCGAUGCUGCAACGAAGCAACCUGUCGCGACCAUCAGGCGCCAGUUCCUCAAUGCGCGUGAGCUCAUCGCUGGUCAACAAACAUACGAGGUCACGAUUGCACCCAAUGUUGACAUGGCUGUCAUUGUAGCGAUGUGUAUCUGUUUGGAUGAGAAACGCAACGAGAAAUAA